Lingula anatina is the source of this 3578-nucleotide messenger RNA. RefSeq lists its product as uncharacterized. The record is from RefSeq and is a predicted model, not a curated record. Lineage: Eukaryota; Metazoa; Brachiopoda; Lingulata; Lingulida; Lingulidae. Gene Ontology annotation, molecular function: calcium ion binding.
UGGUCUUGAAAAAACUUAUCGCCCUCUUCACCCUUUGUGGUAUCUAGUUUUUAUUGGGGAAAAAUAAGGAAAUAUAGCAAAUCAUAUCUGCCAUUUUGUGCUGCGCUUUAACUACCGGAAAAGACAUCAAUGAACGACUGAACUUGAGUGAACAAGCAACAUGAGAGCUCCGGGUAGUUUUACUGCGUCAUCAUGCAUCGCAUUGAUAGUGUAUUUACAGUGUGUUCAUUUAGCAAGUUCACAUCGACAUAAACGCGGUAUAUUUGGCGGCGUGUUCGAUUUCACUGAUUUUGUGGGACAAAAAGAUGCACAGAACCGGGCCAAUGAAAAGAUGAGGGCUCUAGACGAGGAGCAUCGUCGCUACAUGACCACGUUUUGUGCUCAGAGGUGUUGGGAUACCUGGAGUGCUUGGGGACUGUGUAGUGACAAGUGUCAUAGCGGAUCCCGCUCCCGAACACGUGGCGUAAAGCAGCUUGGAUCGAGUGGUUACCCUAACACCUGUCGAGGUUUCCCCUGUCCAGGUGACCGAAUUCAGCAUCAGCGAUGUCGCAUCCAAUGUGUUAAUGGCGGGACGAGCUUAACAGACAUCUGUUCCUGCCUACCUGGAUUCCUCGGAGAUUGUUGUGAGAACGAUAUUACUUGUCCCCGAAUUUUAAAGCCUACUCAUGGCGAUUUAGGCGGUGUAUUGAACUGGCCUGCCCCCUACGACAGUGUUGUUACUUUCUCUUGCUUGUCGGGCUUUGCACUGGUAGGCGGUCCAGAGCAUAGGAGAUGUUUAAUAGACGGGACUUGGUCUGGCAGUUCGAACCCAAAAUGUGAAAAAAUCACCUGUACGGAUUUGCAGUCACCGAAAAACGGGUUUAUAUUGAAUGCAAAGCCUGGUUACGAAGUUGGAGACAACAUUGGAUUUAAAUGCCUAAAUGGGUUUGAAUUACGAGGAGCAAAUACGCUUACCUGUAUGGCGCGAUCUGGCAGUUUUGGGAAUUGGAGCACUGAAGCACCUACAUGCAUUAAACGUUGGUGUGGUCAUCCUGGUUCGCUAGGCCUUGGACAAGUCCACGGAGAAGACUACUUUUACGAAGAUCAGGUCACUUUUACAUGUAACCCUGGAUACAAGUUGGUUGGGCCGAGACGACGGAGAUGUCUUGCCUCGGGAGAGUGGAGCUCUUCGCAUCCUUCGUGUCUUCAAAUCAAGUGUCCACAACUUAUCGCCCCAAAUCACGGUCAGAUGAUGGUGAAGGAAGUUGAACCCCGGACACAAGUGACGUUUUCAUGUGACACUGGAUUUACACUGUUAGGGAACUCAUCACUUGUGUGCUUGGAGGACGAAAACUGGAACGGAACUGUUCCUGUCUGCCAGGCAAUUGAAUGUCCUGACCCUGGUAUACCUAACCACGGGUCAAGGGACGAUGAUGGACAUCAGUUUGGCAGAAGUGCUUUCUUCCUCUGCCAUGAGGGUUAUGUAUUGCAAGGUGUUCCCAAAAUCACUUGUCUGGCCAACGGUACCUGGGACUCGGAGGCCCCUUCUUGCCAGGCUUGUCCAAAGGAUUUCUACAAGGUUGGCCGAAGUGAUGGUGGUCAGUGCAGCCCAUGUCCAGAAAACUCUCACACCCUCCUGGCCGCAGCUUCGACUAAAGAGAUGUGUCUCUGUGAUAGGGGAUAUUCUGGACCACUUGGUGGGCCUUGUGAAGAGAUCACCUGUCCCGUAUCAGACCCUCCAAAGAACGGCCGCAUUGUAUCCUGCAGCAACCGGUUCGAUGGAGUGUGCGUAUAUGAGUGUGAUGAGGGUUACUAUCUGGCUAGAGGGAGCAGCCAACGGGCGUGCGCAGAGUCUGGUGAAUGGGACGGAUUCCCGCCGCAAUGCCGUGCAUGCCCCAUAAAUACAUACAAAGCUGAUGUAAACAGUUGUUUACCCUGUCCUCUGAACUCGAGAACUCUAAAAGAGGGCAGCAGUAGGACUGAGUGCGUCUGCAGUGAGGGCUUCCAUGGGCCCCCGGGAGGACCCUGUGUUGAUGUCAAUGAGUGUGACAGUAAUAAUGGCGAAGGUCCAUGUGAACAAGCUUGUGAAAACAUUGAAGGUGGCUACAUGUGCAGAUGCACUAUAGCGGGAUACAAGUUGUCUGAGGAUGGCAAAACUUGUAAACCUGCUAAACAAUGUACUAAUCUGACGGAGACCGACGCCCCAGCUUUCGGUGGUCUCGUAUGCCACUGGUACGUGGAGGAGAACUCUCAGCAGUGUCAAGUCAAAUGCAACCCGGGUUAUGAAUAUCCAACAAGGACUAAUCUAUACGAAACGUGUGGUCCAGCCACUGGAUUUAUCUGGUCAUUUCAGAGGUCAGACCCAAAUGCUACUAUUGACCCUUGCGUUGUGGAAUUUUUUCCCGAUUUUCGCCUUGAAGCGGACUCAGCUUACUUUGUCAGGGCUUGCCGUGAUUUAACCGAAGAUGACAAAAAAGAAGUGCGUUUAAUGUUCGCAGAAACGUUAAACAACGACACAAUCUGCUACAAAAGAAACACUAAACUAUGUGACGUAAAAAACAUAGACAUAAUUUGUGGAGAAAGUCAAAUACGAAGACGACGUGACGCGAGUGGACAAACGAGGGAAGACGUUAUUGACUCGGUUCAUAUUGCAUUCGACGUUUUUGCGGAAAAGCCCGAGAAAGAAAUCAAAAACUGUCGCCAAAUUUGCUCCAGCCUAAACAUUCCCGAUCGUUACUGUAAGAAUCAAGCUACGUGUGAACGUAUAUACAAGCGUUUUCUCAAAGCUGCCAUGAUAUACGCUAAGGGAAAGUUGGAGAAAUUGUUCGAAGAGGAUAGACAUAAAGCAGUCUUUCAUGCUGCAAGUCGACGUUUUGAAUCAGCUGGUGGCAAUGUGUCGGAUGUAAUGGUGGACUGCGGGGCGGGAAUGGAAUCUGUGGGCAGCAGAGGUGUAUGCUUGCCAUGUUUACCAGGCACUUACUAUUCCAAGGCUGAUGGCGGGUGCAGGCCGUGUCCCCCUGGGACAUCACAGUCCCUCCUUCAGCAGACCAGUUGCCAGCCUUGUCCUCCGGGGAUGACCACACAACGCCAGGGAGCAAAAUACUGUGAAGUCUGCCCGCCGGGACAAUAUGGCGACAUGUGCCAGGGAGUAUGCCAGUGUGUCCACGGCACGUGUGAUCGUGUUACUGGUCAGUGCAUGUGCUCUAGUGGCUGGGAAGGAGAUCUGUGUGACAGAGACAUCCCAGGUUGUCGUGAGGGGCACUGCUUCCAAAAAAGCACUUGUGUGGAUGUUCUCGCACCGGGGACAGGGUUUCGCUGUGUAACACAGUAACGGUCACAGGCCAUGUAAGGCACGACAUCCAGUACCCAGACAGGCCCCAAUCCACAGAAGUGCCUCUGGAUUAUCUAAGAGGCUUUUGUAGCCUCGACCAUGAUUUUUUACGUUCUGUAUGGAUAUAGACACAACUGCAUAUGGCAAAAAACAAAAACGUUUGACUCCAAGAUUCUUUAUUCCAGGGGCAAUGUAUUGCAGAAAUAUUCAGUAAGAAUUCAUUUAAUUUUAAUGGAUAGCUUUUGAGAAAAUAAAAUUUCAACUUUGA